Molecule: messenger RNA, 780 nt
Organism: Chaetomium strumarium
Lineage: Eukaryota; Fungi; Ascomycota; Sordariomycetes; Sordariales; Chaetomiaceae
Exons: 10
Coding region: 1-780 (259 amino acids)
Source: RefSeq, a predicted model, not a curated record
AUGGCGCAGCAGCUAGUGUACACGCGGGGCCGAUGCUCCGGAUUCCAGAAACCCCCCGGUGGCCAGGUUGAGCUCUCUGAAACACUUCCAUCACUUCACGACGCCCUGCUGUCGGCGUACUGGGGCCUGUGGCGCGCGCAGAACAAUGGCCUGGGAUGUCACACGUCCCAAAACUCGGACCUCGCAUCGGACCUUGCGCUCUUCUGGUUCAAGCGCCAACAUCUGCGCACAGGCAUCCAUCCAUCACUAACGGCGUGUGGCCACGCUGGCUGUCUCUUCACCGGCCGAGCUGCAUUGAUGGGCGAACCUGGAGGAGAGGUACUCCAAGAAGAGACCAUGCUGUCGCACCAAGUAGAUCCCACGAGGAAGUCCGAGCGGACAAAGGAUAAUUACAAGACCUGCUGCUUGACCCCGGCUAGGAUGGGAACAUCAGCAGGCUACAUGAGCAACUUCUGCGCCUGCCAGGCUCUGAGACGGGGCACUUGCCAUGCAUCAAGCAAAGACCCUCACGGUCUGCCGCAAGAACUCGUAACCGUCCAUGAGUUGGAUUUGUGGUGCGCAGAUAUUGGAGUGGCCCGGGGCGAGUCGCAAUCUCCCACAUUGAGUGGCAAGACGGCCGAGAAAGCCCAGUGCACCUUUUCCGCCUGCCAACACAACGACGCAUUCCAUGGGCAGCGCCUUGGUGGCUGGCUGCCCAUAGCACUAAACCGUCUGGAGCUGCCCAACCGGGCCGACGUGCAGCUUGGGCUUCGAGCUGCGGUCUCGUACCGCACCGUGUAG